This is a messenger RNA of Saccoglossus kowalevskii, 1449 nucleotides long. RefSeq names its product rap guanine nucleotide exchange factor 6-like. Gene Ontology annotation, biological process: Ras protein signal transduction. Gene Ontology annotation, cellular component: plasma membrane; apical plasma membrane. Gene Ontology annotation, molecular function: guanyl-nucleotide exchange factor activity; protein binding. The record is from RefSeq and is a predicted model, not a curated record. NCBI's taxonomy places the organism in Eukaryota, Metazoa, Hemichordata, Enteropneusta, Harrimaniidae.
AUGGAGAAACCAGAUGUACUGCCACUUGCUGCUUACUCAGAUAGGAAAUUUAUCAAAUGUUUGCAGAAACGUUCUGAUGAAAGAACGGAUGAGGAUUUGCAGUAUAUUUAUUCCCAGUUACAUGGGAUGGAAGCGCUAAAUACGCUGAGAGAACCAGCGUUGAGGGCGAUAUGCAAAUCUCUGAGAUACGAGUUCCAUGACGCCAACGAUAUACUUUACUGUCGUGAUGAACUAAGCAUUUCCUGGUUCAUUCUCUUAUGUGGCUCUGUCUUUAUUGACGGAUCUAUGUAUUUGCCGAGAAGCAGUUUUGGAAAACGAACCUCAGGAAGUGGCCGCAGAGGAAGUGAAUGUCUUAUAUUAGAGCCUUCUGAAAUGCUUGUUAUUGACUAUCCUGAUGUUCAAUUAAUGAAGCCUGGGCAACGUCAAUCCUGUACAACUAUGAACUUAGAAAAACUACUUGCUUUAGAACAAGAAGAGGUCAAAAUCGCAAGAACACAAUCUUUGGGUGAAGACCAUCAGCUUCCUACCGAACUUGAACACGUACAGAGCCUGAUUAACAGAGUGGAGCAGCAAAGAGGAGGGAUGCAUAUCCGGGUACCGAGUACCCCCAGUAUUAGCGAUAAGAGCUCACGUCCAAGUAGUGAUUCUAGUAGUUACUCAGAUUUAUUCCAGCCAAUUGACAGCAUCGAUGUCGAUCUUACUGGAUUGGUGGAAAGUACGGUUGAUUCAGACGAAGAAGACCUUCAGGAGUCGUCUGAGUCUCUUUCUGUACGAGAUAUUGUCCGUGACUGUCUGGAAAAAGAUCCUAUAGACCGCACAGAUGAUGACAUUGAAAUAUUGCUUGAUUUUAUACGCCAUUUACCAGCAUUUUCGAACAUGACGCUAGCAGUGCGGCGGGCAUUAUGUGCUGUUAUGGUGUUCGCAGUUGUUGAAAAAGCUGCCACUGUUGUCAUGAAAGAUGGUGAAGAGCUUGACUCGUGGUCUGUUAUUUUGAAUGGCCAUGUUGAGAUUAGUAGACCAGAUGGAACCCUGGAACAUUUACAUUUAGGAGACAGUUUUGGCUGCGUACCAAGCCUAACGAGGCAAACACAUCGUGGCCUAAUGAAGACGAAAGUAGACGACUGCCAGUUUGUGUGCAUAGCGCAGACCGACUAUUACAGAAUUUUACAUCAGGGAGAGGAGAACACACGGAAAGUUGAGGAGGAAGGGGAGGUUGUCAUGGUAACAGAGCACCGGGUUCUUGAUGGUGGCAAUCGAAAGGGACAUGUUGUAAUUAAGGCGACAAGCGAUCGGCUAAUGCAACACUUAAUAGAGGACCAUUCCAGCGUGGAUCCGUGCUACGUUGAAGACUUCUUGAUGACUUACCGAACAUUCCUCAAAAGCGCCUUAGAGGUCACCACAAAUUUACUUAAUUGGUUUAGAAAUUCCAGCAUUAGAGAUCGGUUUUAG